AUGGACAUGAGAGAAAUAAUGAAAUCCCUUCAAUCUCAUUUCACCCCUUCCACCAAUCAAGCUAUCAGCGCAUUCGAACAGUCCCUACCUAGGGAUACAUAUCAAGCAUUUUCCCUUGGUGAAGAUCCCUUGACAUUUGUGCUCUUAGCCGAACCCAAACCAGCUGAUAUUCGGGGAUUAACAUUCCACAUACCUGAACGUACUGUACAUUAG
Kwoniella mangroviensis CBS 8507 is the source of this 213-nucleotide messenger RNA. RefSeq lists its product as uncharacterized. The coding region runs from base 1 to 213 and encodes 70 amino acids. The record is from RefSeq and is a predicted model, not a curated record. The transcript is spliced from 2 exons. Lineage: Eukaryota; Fungi; Basidiomycota; Tremellomycetes; Tremellales; Cryptococcaceae.